CGGUGCUCCCCGCUCGGACCUGCGGCAGAAGAUAUGAGUUGGUUCCCACUCUUCUCUUUCCACCCGGAGACCAACUAAUUGAGAUAUGUCCGCUCAGGGGCUGCUGAGCAGUGUUUUCUCGUGCUCGCUAAGCCCCAAAAGUAUUUCCAAGCGGAGCCUGAGGCAGACGCGCAGCCUGGACUCGGGCUUGAUGCGUCACUAUGGUACCAAAUCUGAGGAGGCAUCCUUUCAGGGUGACUUCACUUGGAAAAGCCCGUCGGGGUGCAGCGUUUGCUUGAAGCCCGUCCACCUGCAAAGCCUCUCGGAGCUGGAGAGGGUUCGCCUCCAGGACGUGGCCUACAAGCGACUGCUUCGGUGUCAUGACCUGGGCUGUCACAUCACCAUACCCAAAUACGGCCACAAGUACAAGAAGUCUCUCAGGAGGAAGUUGGAUUCGCUGUCGAAAGAGAAAAAUAAAGACAAAGAGUCUACACCACAGGCGUUUGGCAUACCGCUGCAGCAUGUCAUAUCCAACGACCGCAUGAGCAAGCUGCGGCACGAUCACCUGCAGGAGGAGGAGCACGGCAAUCCCAACGAGGUGCUAUCAUACCUCCACCUGUCCUCUGCUUUCAAAAGGGCAAACAAAGAGCUCUCCAGCAGCAACUCGUCCCUAAGCUCUGCUUCUGAGUCGCCUCUGCCCAGCACACCGGUCACCGCUCCGCGGACACGCAGGAGGGGUGGAGUGUCUGUGGAUUGCAUCACCGACCUUGAUGACAACCAGUCUCGGCUCUUGGAGGCUCUCCAGCUGUCUCUGCCAGAUGAGGCGGCUGGCAACAGAAAGAAGCACCACGACAAAAAGCUCAGCCUUAACCCUAUUUACAGGCAGGUGCCAAGGAUAGUGGAUCUCUGCUGCCAGCACCUGGAAAAACAUGGCUUGCAAACGGUGGGAAUCUUCCGCGUUGGGAGUUCCAAGAAAAGAGUACGACAGCUUCGCGAGGAGUUCGACCAGGGCUGGGAGGUACACAUGGACGAGGAGCAAAGCAUCCACGACGUAGCUGCCUUGCUGAAAGAGUUCCUCAGAGACAUGCCAGAUCCACUGCUGACGAGAGAGCUGUACACAGCCUUCAUCAACUCCACGUGGUUGGAUCCUUCAGACCAGCAGAGCGCCAUCCGGCUCCUGAUAUUUCUGCUCCCUCCUUGCAACAGCGACACGCUGCAGCGCCUCCUCGGCCUGUUGUCCACUGUGUGCACACACGCCGAAGACGGCCUGGACAGCGAGGGACAGGAGAUCACAGGGAACAGGAUGACGUCCCUCAAUUUAGCCACCAUCUUCGGCCCCAACCUCUUACGCAAGCAGAAAAACUCCGACAAAGAGUUUGCAGUCCAGAGCUUUGCCCGUGCAGAGGAGAGCACAGCCAUCAUCAGCGUGCUCCGGAAGAUGAUUGACACAUACGACUCCCUGUUUACGGUUCCCGCUGAUCUGCAAAACGAGGUGCUGAUGAGUUUACUUAAAACUGAUCCUGAUGUUAUAAAUUAUUUGCUCCGGAGGAAAGCCUCUCAGUCCACAGAACCGAACCUCCUUCGAUCAGAGAACUCAUUCUCCCUGACUGAGAGAUGCUUAUCCGAUGACUCCCUGAAAGCAUCCAGUGGAGAGGUGUCACCCUACGACAAUAACUCCCCCGUGCUAUCAGAUCGACUGCUCUGUAAAUACCCGGGGGACAACAGUCUAAUCUCAGAGAGCCGUCCCAGACAUUCCAGGCAGUCCAAACUCCGCGGCCAUUCAAAAGAUGGAUCUGGCAGCUCCUCUCCCACCUUCUCCACUGAUAAAGAUCCCUCUUCUGACUGUUUCUGGGACACCUGGCAGGAACUGUUUGGGAAGGAUUUUAUUGGCCAUCAAAUUACUGGCUCUCUCGGAGACACAUCAGAAUGCGACUCGUAUGGAUCAUCGGAGGGACUGAGCAGUCACCAAGGUAACAACAAGCUGCCCAUCAGACCAGCACAAACGUCAUUGGCUAUUUUGGAAUCCCGGCCACACCUCCCAGUGACUCGCAGCUGCAGCGGUCCUCACAGCCGGAGAGAGCCCAGGCAGCCAGAGCCCUCCGUUCAUCUGCCAAUCAGCCAAUCAGGAGCCAUGAAUUCAGACAACAGGACAGGAUGCCCCGUGUUCCCAUUACUUACAGACAGGACAAACAGUUUGUCUUCCCUUCACUGUUCUGGGCCUUUGAGAGAAACUUUUAUUCCCCCCUCUGCAACGUGUGAUUCCAGCCAUCAGCCAAAUCCCCAAACCCCACCGCUGCCCCGGCAGAGCCCUGCUCUCCAGACUGUAAAGGCGACGGAUGACUUGAGGCCCCGGGAGGAAAAGCGCUCUGAUACCUCAAACUUGCAGACAGAGAAGAAGCACGUAUGGCAAAUGUUGUCAAAUGAAAACCCAGAGGCCCUGCCAGAGACCUUGGUGUGAUGGACACAAAUUAAACCGUGGACACGUUUUACAAACGCUUGCUGUGACAUCAUCAGAUCCACGUCAUCUACAAUAACUUGCUUCACAUUUUAUGCAGUCAUAAAAAAAAAACACCUAAUUUUCAGGGAUGUUUUAUUCUUUUUUGGCUUUUAUUUAUUUUUCAUGUGUAAACUUAAUAGAUUCAGAUAUUAUGAGCAACUUAGCCUUAAAAAAUGCAUAUAUAAACUUGAAUGUCAAAACUACACUUGAACAUUUUAUUUCAUCGUUCAUUUAAGGCUCAAUGUGUAUAUAAAUCAUCUUCAAAUUGUAAGAUAGCCUUAUAUUUGUCGUAUUUUUAAUGUUAACAAUGGGUUUUAUUGAAAGCACUCGGAUGAAAAUGAUGCAAUAUGUUACAGUGCAUGUGUUGAUUUUAAUAUUAAAACUUAGAAGAUGAUUGAUUUCACUAUUGUAAUAAAAUUCACCUUUCGGCGCUAAUUUUCCACAUAUAGACUCCCUUUCCUGUAUAUUUUAUACAAUAGAAUAUUUUACAUUGCUUGCAGGGUUAAAUUUAUCAAAAUUGUAUAUUAUUUGUACAUUUACUGCAUUAAAUCAGUUAUAUAUGUGUGCUCUUGGUACAACUUGGCUAACAGAUUGU
This is a messenger RNA of Cololabis saira (Pacific saury), 3071 nucleotides long. RefSeq names its product rho GTPase-activating protein 6-like. Lineage: Eukaryota; Metazoa; Chordata; Actinopteri; Beloniformes; Belonidae. The record is from RefSeq and is a predicted model, not a curated record. The transcript has 13 exons. Gene Ontology annotation, biological process: signal transduction. Bases 86 to 2437 code for a protein of 783 amino acids.